UAUCCGCGGAGCCGCGCGGGUUCGUGCGCGGCCAGCGGGGCUCAGCCCGUCCGCUGGAAUUGAGGAGCAUUCAUUGAAUCUGCGGCUUUCAUGACGUCUCUCUGCGUGGCCCAUCACUUUUCUCCCAGCCGGGAUUUUUUUUUUUUUUUUCCGCCACUCUUGCUUUUUUCAAACCCUUCCCUCCACCGGUCUGCCGCCCGCGUCCCUGUCCGACGCACACCCCUCCGCCCCUCCUGUGACCCCGCGCCCAGCCCUCCUCUCCGUUCGCGGCCAGAGGGAGCCAGUUCGCAGACGGCCGCACCUGGCCGGAGAGGUUGGGCGGGUGGAGGGCUGGGUGCACCGCCAGGAGAAUGGAGACUCCUAACAGCCUCCCGGGGCUGAUGUGAAAUUUGACCAUCUGAUUCCAGCUUGUCUUUCCUUUUCUUUUUUUAUUUUCUCCCCUCACCAUCCAUCGUGUACUCAAUUAUCAAAUCUUGCUCCGUUCCAAGAGGAGAUCAUGAUUGAGUGAAACCACCCUGUCCGCAGCAAGAAAAAGCACAAAGAAGAAACCGCAGCAAUGGCCAGGUUGACAGAAUCCAUGACUAAUGUCCUGGAGGGCGACUCCAUGGAUCAGGAUGUUGAGAGCCCUGUGGCCAUUCACCAGCCAAAGUUGCCUAAGCAGGCCAGGGAUGACCUGCCAAGACACAUCAGCCGAGACCGGACCAAAAGGAAAAUCCAGAGGUACGUGCGGAAAGAUGGGAAAUGCAACGUCCACCAUGGCAAUGUGAGGGAGACCUACCGCUACCUGACGGAUAUCUUCACCACCUUAGUAGAUCUCAAGUGGAGAUUCAACCUGUUGAUUUUUGUCAUGGUUUACACAGUGACUUGGCUCUUUUUUGGGAUGAUCUGGUGGCUAAUCGCAUACAUCCGAGGAGAUAUGGACCACAUAGAGGACCCUUCAUGGACUCCCUGUGUCACCAACCUCAACGGGUUCGUCUCUGCUUUUUUAUUCUCAAUAGAGACAGAAACCACCAUCGGUUAUGGCUACCGGGUCAUCACGGACAAGUGCCCAGAGGGAAUUAUUCUUCUCUUAAUCCAGUCUGUGCUGGGAUCCAUUGUCAAUGCAUUCAUGGUGGGAUGCAUGUUUGUAAAAAUAUCACAACCCAAGAAGAGGGCAGAGACCCUGGUUUUUUCCACCCAUGCAGUGAUCUCCAUGAGGGAUGGGAAACUAUGCCUGAUGUUCCGAGUAGGGGAUCUCAGGAAUUCCCACAUUGUUGAAGCUUCCAUCCGAGCCAAGUUGAUCAAGUCCAAACAGACCUCAGAGGGUGAGUUCAUCCCCUUGAACCAGACAGAUAUCAAUGUAGGGUAUUACACCGGGGAUGACCGUCUGUUUCUGGUAUCACCACUCAUCAUCAGCCACGAAAUUAACCAACAGAGUCCUUUCUGGGAGAUCUCCAAAGCCCAGCUGCCCAAAGAGGAAUUGGAAAUUGUGGUCAUCCUUGAAGGAAUGGUGGAAGCUACAGGGAUGACGUGCCAGGCUCGGAGUUCCUACAUCACGAGUGAGAUCCUGUGGGGUUACCGGUUCACACCUGUCCUGACGCUGGAAGACGGGUUCUAUGAGGUCGACUACAACAGUUUCCAUGAGACCUAUGAGACCAGCACCCCAUCCCUCAGUGCCAAAGAGCUGGCUGAGCUAGCCAGCAGGGCGGAGCUGCCCCUGAGUUGGUCUGUGUCCAGCAAACUCAACCAACAUGCAGAACUGGAGACCGAGGAAGAAGAAAAGAACCUCGAGGAACAAACAGAAAGGAAUGGUGAUGUGGCAAACCUAGAGAACGAAUCCAAAGUUUAGUCUCCUAGCUGGGCAGCUCCUUCUCCUCUCCCCUCGCACAACCUUUUCUUGUCUCUCAUUCUCUUUCUUUUUUGUCUCUCUUACUUGGUUGUUUAUUUAUUUACAUUUAAUUUUGACAUUAUCAGAAAACAAAUCUUCAAGGUGUAAAAUAUCUACCUGCCCUCUCUCAGUUAUUCAGAUUGAUAAGGUAGACGUGGAUUUGGUUAAGGUGCAACGUGCCCUCAUUUGUGGCCCAAGCUUGCUCUCUUCCCGAAAUACAACACAUCCGACUCCUAGGGAUUUAAGCUACUUACCUGCAUGUCUUGUACAAUACCAGAUCACUCAAAGAGUGUGUCAAAGAUUUUACCUGGGAUGUGACAAGUUAGGUCUUUGGUGCCUAUUUAUUCAUGCAGCAGUGAGACAUAGCAUAUAACCCUCAGUUUUAUAGAUUCAAAUAAAUUUCAUCUACAGGGUGAGGUGCUUGACCCAUACAGGCAUUGCAGUUAUAGGACCCAGGUCAGGUAAAGACAAAACACUGUACAUAUAUAUGCCUUAUAUAAUUACUUUCUUUUCGCAGUUAGUAAUAAAGCCCAGCAUGUACAAAAGUACUGUAGAACUUCUAAAUAAUGUACAUAAAUGUAUAAUUAUUGUAGGUUUAGAUACAUAACUUUAGAAAUAAGAUGCAAAAAAAAAAAAAAAAAAAAAGAUUCCCAGUGUACAGUAGGCAUUUCUGUUCUGAUGUCUUUGCUUCCUUAAUUUCUUUGGUCCCAUUGACCUCUGGCCCUUAGUGCAUGGCCCUCGUUCCGUGUCCCAGACUGGUAGUGUUUGGGUACCUCACUGCUCCCUUGCUGAUUCCUUCAUUGAAUCUAAUAAGCCAUAGGUCUGGGGGAAGUUAGGAGGUCUAGUACAUGGCAAAACCCACCACCAUUAUGCUGAUAUACUGUGAAAUGUUUACAAAACUGAGGUCUCUUUUUUUGGUAACAGGAGCCUCACUGACUAGCCUGGGGGGAUAUUCCAGGGGGAAGACACCCUCUGGCAUGUCACCAAUGAUGUGCUUUAUGCUUUUCCCAUGAGCUGCCACCCCUUGCAGUACAAGAGUUUGGGAAACUCUUCUACAAAACCAUGGAUUCUCCAGCUGUUCCACUCUAUAAUCGUGAGAAACUAGAGACUUAAAAAAAUGAGACAUGGUAAUUUAGCAGAAGAUGGUUUGGGUCUAAAGCCAUGACAUUCAUGAAGGCAUGUGGUAGGAGACAUGUAUUGUAAUCAUUCACCUUACAAACUUUGAAUCCAUCCGGCUCUCUUCCCGUCCCUGCCAGCUUAUCCAUCAGCAUUUCCUGCAUUUGUAUUUAUUACUAUUCUUAUUCUUCUAUUAUUAUGAAAUGACCAGAGUUCAGUAGUAAAGAUUAGAUCAACAAUCUAGGUGACUAUGAAAUCUUUCUAGAGAGUGCCACGGGUGGAAAAUCAAAUCCAAAAUGUCUCCCAAUCAGAAGAAAACAAGCAAAAAACUGCAGCCUUAAUUCGUUUUAAUCUGCAAAGAUAAAAGGAGAGAGAUUAAGAGAGAAAGAGAAGGAAAGAAGGCAUUUUGUACUAAAACUCUAAAUUCAAGAUGAAAAAAAUUCAAAUAAAAAGAUAAAUGGAAUAGAAUGUCAGACAAAAUCUCAAGGGCAGGUGGAAAUUUUGCACUGUAACAGAUCUUUCACAUUAAUUUCACAAUUUUAAACUAUUUGUUCCCUAAAACAGUCGCCCAUCAUAAAUAUUCAUCGACCAAACUCAAGUUCCUUUUCAGCUGCUACGGCUGUGCUCAGUUUGAGGCUUUGUGCCAUGAAGGUCGAAGAACUCAAACUAGCUAUCACUCACUCCCUGUUGCCCCUGACUUCCUUGAUCAGAUCGCGCAGGCCUUCUUUGUAGGUUGGGGAUCUUAUCUACUAAAAAGCAUGCCCCAGAUGUAAGGAAUGUGGCUCAUCAGUUUAACACAGGGGGUCUCUCUUCUCCCACUUCUGAGACCUCACAUCAGGACACCUGCUUCUUGGCACUUGGACUUAAUUGGAAAUGAAACUGUUGGCCAUAGCCCUUUCCUGUUUGCCAACAUUUCACAUUUUGCAUUGAAUAUCUGUUGAAUCAUUUAUUCAUUCCACACAAUCCAAGGAGGAGGUUGUAGUCGAGGAGGAAGAGGGAGCCCCAUACACUUCCUACCAGGCUGUGGGGAGGUACUGUGGCCUUACCUCGCUGUAGCCUUAUGAAAGGCGCCCUUGACUUGGGGGUGCUAACCCUGCAACAUCCCCAGACUUGCAAGGCAAAGCAUGGUAGCACAAAGAAAGAUGAAGCACGGGCUGCAAAAAGUCUGCUAAUUUAGCUCUUGGCGACUCAGUGGGCCUUUUUUAAAUCCAUUACUAAGGCUCAAAGGACAACACACAUCCUGUUGUCUGGUUGGAAUAGUAGUUCGGGGCCCUCUAGCACAACUAGACAAAGAGCCUUGACAACCCUUUGGUCAUGCACACGUGUUAGUUCUCUAUCUGUGACAGGGCACCCCAGGGGUGAGGUCUCGCCCUAUUUCUCAUUGUCUUUGGCGUCAAUGUAGUUGGAGACAGAACAUGAACCAAAUCUCGUUUUUGUAAUGUGAGCCUCUGAAUCUUUAAAUAAGGAUGCUCCCGAAGAACCUUUUACUAGAAUGUCCCUAUCAAACAUGUCUAUUUUUCUACAAUUAUUGAUAACACAGUUUAACAGUGUAUUUUGUGUCAACUGUUAAAAUUUGGAAUUGAAAGAAGCUCAUUAAGACUGAAUUUUCUAAGCAGCAAGUAUUGAAUGGUGUUUUUCAUUAAGACUGUACAACAAAGACGAGCCCACAAUUUCUACUCGUUCUACUCCAUCCUAUCGAGUCCCCAUUCACACAGUCACUUUGUUAGGAAAUCAAGUGCUAUGAAAAUAAGUCAGCCUAUUGGAAUGCAACAAUAUCCAUAACUAAUGAGGAUCACUCUCAACUUGAUAUUUUGGUCUGUUAGUUUGGUGUGUUUGAGUCACCUUCCAUAAAAGCAUGGUGGGAUCUGAUAGCCAGAUAAGAAUUUUGAACCAUAGAGUUACGGUUUGCCACAGUUGACCCCAAUCUGGAGAAAAGGGCAGACUCAGCUGGAAGCACGACCUCCCCAAGGGCUGAUGAGACCCUCAGAUUCUCACUUCCAUUCACCCCAAUAUGCUUUCCAACUGGAAAACCAAUUUGUUUAUGAGUCAACUUUAUGUAACUAAUAAAAUUAUUUAUGUUUUUGGCUGUUCCCUUGGCAAAUGAUACUCUUUUGAAUGAACAUAUUUACAAUCACUGCACUGCUAGGUCUUCGCUUAUCCAUUUCCUCGUAACAUGGUAUUCCAGCCUGUUCACCCAACAUUCAGCCACUCCAUGUCCAUGAGCAGGAAAUCCCUCUUCCCCCACUCCCUUCCACUGUCUGUCUCUCUUUUGUGCUGUUUGUAGUUCCCCAGGGCCGGGUCCAUUGACUUAGUUCAAUAUCUUACGUUCUCUAACAACAAUCUAGCUGUUGUCUCUAAAAAUGUCCACCUAUUUCUUAAGCACAAUUUUCUCUUGCAGGUUUAACCAAACUAGGGCUCUGAAAUGUCUAUUUCUCAUUGUACUAUGAUUAAAAAAUUAUUUGCGACUUCAUUCAAAAGCCUAAAUUUUGAAGUCUCAAGAGCAACAUCCUUAUGCUUUCCCCUCCCUACUUUUUCUUACAUUUCAGGUUUCUUACUUUUUCCUCCUUUGCUUUUUAAUUUAGAUUUAAGCCAAUGUCUUUGGGAUGUUCAGAAUCUGUUUAGAAAGGUGGGAGCUGGUGGACAGAGAGAUUAUAAAAAUGCCAUUAGAAAACUACUUGAACUCACCCAAAUAAUGUGAAGUCAUUUGAUUAGCUGAGUAAUUCAAGAUUAAAAAAAGAAUCAAAAUAUUCAUAGUUAUCUCCAAAUAGCUUGCUAGUAGUCUGGACUAGUUUUCAGUCUUUCUUUCCUUUACUUGGAUAAUAUUCCAUGUGAGUCAGAAAAGUCAAAAGAGUAGUUGGAAAUUAAACACCUUACAUAAAUGGGAAAGAGUAUCUUCUAUGAUUUCCUUUCAAUGGAUGGCUACAAAGUUGAAAAACAUAGUUAGUAUAUGCAUAAUAGAUGAUUCAUUGAUAUUGUAUUACAAUAUAGUAAAAUCAUAUUAUCUUAUUUUUAGAUUUUAUGGUCAACCUAUUUAAGGAAAUGUAAUCCUUUCAUUUAAAAUGGAGUAAUACAUACCUCUUCCUAAUAUUUCUGCAGCUAAUGUCUCAGAGAAUUUCUGAUGCAGUCAUCUAGAAGUCAAAAGCCUGUAAGGCUUUGAAGAAAUUUUGACAAAGCACAAUAUCAGUACACAAUACAUUAACAAAACAAUAUUACAUUCUACAUUGAGCUGUGUUUGGGAACAUUCAGGGCACUUGCAUAAAUUAUGUCAUUUAAUUCUUAUCUACCGUGAGAGCUUGUGUAUUACAAUUUACAUUUUAUAAAAAGAAAACUAAGGUUUGGGAAAACUGAGGAACUUCCCCAAGGUUACAAGUCUAGUAAUAAGAGAUCCCAGUCUCAAAUCCAGGGCCAAGUCUUAAGCCAUGGUCUCUUAUUUACUACAGAAAGGGUUGGCAAACCAAAUCUACUCCAGCCCACUGACUGUUUUUACACCACUUGUGAGCAAAGAAUCACUUUUACAUUUUUAAGCAGUUGGGGGGAAAAGACAAAAGAAUAUUUAUGACAUGUGAAAAUUAUAUGAAAUUCCAAUUCCAUUGCCCAUAAAUAAAAUUUUAUCAGAAUACAGCCACACCCAUUCAUGUAUUGCCUAUGACUGCUUUCACGCUGCACUAGCAGACUUGAGUAUUUAAGACAGAGACCAUAUGGCCAGAAGACUGAAAUAUCACUAUCUGGCCAUUUACAGGAAAAGUUUGCUAACCCUUAUACUAGGCUAUUAAGUAGUGUUCAUGUAUUAAGUAUUACAAAUUAUUAAAUGUUGUACUGCGGACAUCUUAGAAUGAUGACACUCUUUUCCAAUAUAAAUGCAUUGCGGUCACUCACAAAUCUGUUCCAAGAAAAAAUAUCACAGUCAUAUAGUCAGGUAUCAAAGGAAGUCUCCUUCUUUUUCAUAACCAUGCCCCCAAAGUGCUAAAUAAAUAACCAGCCAAGACUGAGCAGGCAACUCAGAAAGUGAUAAAGUAACACAACUCCUUAAUGAACAAAAGAAGAAAUGGGAAUCCCCAGUCCAGUGACUCAAACACUGUGUCGUUAGAACCUAUAGGUGUUUAAAUAAGUAGAUAGUUGAGACACAUGUCUCCAACCAGGGGGUGAACUGGAUUUUCAGUGGUUGCUACACAUCAAUCCAGCUUGACCUCCCUAAAUUGUCUUCUCUCUUAUGCCCCCUUGGACUAUGGAGCUGUGCCUGGGUCUUCUUGCUAGUUCUCUCUAGCCUGCAAUGGAUCAACGUGAUAAAGAUGAACCGAUGGCUCAUAUCCAGCUAUUCUAGUUCUGGCUCUCUCCAGCAACUUGGCCAAAAGUUUAACAUGAGGAUUAAGAACUAAAUGCUUCUCUUGGAAAAACCAAGAAGUUCUUUGAAAAGAGCUCAGGGAGAAACAGAGUAGUAAAGGGUUGCCAGAGUGUUUGUCACUUCUGAAUCUGAAGCAUGAGAUAAAGAUUGGUAAUUGCAGAAAUAUUUAAUCCAAGAAAUCCAGACAAUGGAGGUUUUAGACAAUAUUAAGGGACAUUCUUUAGUAUCACUAAGCUGACCUCACUGGUGUUCCAAGAAAGCGUUUCCACCACCAGACAUAGGUCAGACAAGGGAGGUUCUUUAUCUCUUUAGUUCUAUUGGAAAAAAUAUAUAUCAGGUUCUCUUAUGAGUGCUUUCCUGGAAAUUAGGUGGGGGAAAAAUUCUGUCGCAAAUCAUUGUGAUUUACUACUGAAAGAUAAAUGAUGGAAACUGAGAUAAAUUUGGUCCUGUGUCUAAAUCUUAAUAGUAAUAAUAUUUGCAGUAUAGAUGAUGCAAAAAGCUCAUGACCCUGGCAACUGCAUGGAGCAGCAUAAUAGCUAAGUGAGGGGGAAAAAAGAAAUUUUCAAAGUUCAACACUAUAAAACUGAAAUAAAUGUAAAAGAAGUCAAACUUUUACUUGGCCUCAUUGCCUUGGUAAAAGAAAGCUUGAUGCAUCCACCUGAUUCAAAUAGGAGAGUCCUAAGAAGGAAACAAGGACAAAAUACUUUGAGAAAUGCAAAAAUAGCUCACUGAGAUGGGUCAACAUGAUUAACUGAUGAAGAUUUAUCACCAAAGAAAAUGGUUUUUAUAAAGUUAAUUUUAGAUACUACCCUCUACUUGUGAAUCCUACUGUGCUCUGUGGUUGGUCAGAGCAUUGCGACCACAUAGGCAACAGAUCUUGAUUUCAGAGAAUGAAAUGUUCCUACAAUCAAAGGGUAAUUGACCAUUUCAAGAUUAAGACUCUGUACUCAUUGUAUUAACACUGAUCAUAAGUGCUUUGAUAACAGCCAGCCAAUCUUUAUAAGAAUAUGGAGGGCUGUUUUUCUCAGUAUAAAUAUCUACUACCAACAGGCACUAGUGAAAUAAAAAUGUAACGCAUUAUUACUUCUAAAAUUCUGAUAGAAAUUAUAAAAUAUCCGUCCAAAGGAGCAAGAAAUGCUAGGAUCCCAAGUUCAGGUCUCUAUGGUUACUAAAACCCCAGUCCAGGCUGGAUGCCUUAUGGAGUAUAUCAAUGCUGGUUCUAUCAGCACUAAACACAGCCACAGAAGGGAUUGACUAGAGCACAGGGAGAUGAGCUUCCAUCUGCUGGGCAUGAUCAGAGCCUCUGGCUCCAUGGCCACUAUUCUUAGAGAAGGAGAUGGAACACUGUUCUCAGAUCCAGUUGGUGCAUUUUCUGGCAUCAUCUCUCACCAUUAUUGCAAAUGGGAGUGGGUGUGAGCAACCCUCCCUUGGUUCAGUUUGGCAUGCCCACCUGCUACAGGCUUUCUGGAUGAGCCUCUCCCUCCAGGUCUGGUUCCUACUCACAUAGAAAAGGACACUCUCCCUCAGAAGACAAAGGGACUCUGUAUCUUUUGAGCUUGGCCAGCAUCCUUGACCCUACAGAGCAGAGCACACACCUGGAUCAGGGGUGACAACUCUCCCUAGAAGAACUGAAAUAAGACCUUCUGAAUCCCCUCUGCACGGGGUGUCCCUCCCAUACCAAAAUCAAAACCAAACAAUAGUACUCUAUAAAUGGAGUAAGUGUACAGAGUCCAAAGAGAGUUCUCUGUUUCCCAUGGUGAUUACCUGGAUGAUUUUUUUCACUUUACAUAUCUAAUUCUUCAACCUCGCGAAAUUCUCACUUAUUAAUAUCAUGAUGCUGUGAGCACAAACUCAAUUGUUUCAUCAGCCGUUCCCAACCAUCACCCCAGAUGGUCUGCCCCUAUUCCUUUUUUUAAGUAAGAGGGUCUAAUUUGUUCAAACCUACCCCUGGACCAAUCCAAAUGUUGCUCUGGCCAAGAAAUUUCACAUACCCUCUCUUAAACAAGGACAACAUUGUCAAGAGUCCCUCCUUUAUUUGCAAGCAACUCCCCAGGAUUGUAACACAUGGAGAUACAACUUAUGUUAUCCCCAGGUGCCCACAGGUUUGUCACGUCAGCACAGGUCAUCAUCCAAGCAUUCUACCCAGAUCCUCUUUCUGAAUUCCUCCCUUGGCUCACCACCAAAAGACAUCUUUCCAAGCUCCUUCCUCUGAGUUUCCACUCCAUUCUGGAGUGGUAGCCAAGAACCCGUUAUUGAGGUCAGUGCCGUCUCUUACCACCUAAUUGUCCACCAUCAAUUUUAACUGAGCACGUAAUGUGUUUACAGUCUGACCACCUGAGACCAAAAAGGUAGAAUUUUUCAUUUCUGUCCCCAUAUACACCUUGAGACCCCAUGAGUGAUGGUUGGACAUUAUGACAUCAGCCUACUAUUGAGCAGAGUGUAAAGUGAGGUCUGUGUCAAAUGGACAGCUGGACUUUUCCAGGGGAAUCUUCUUGUCUCCUGCAAUAUGCAGUUAGGCUAUCCAGCUUGCCAAAGACGAUCCUGAAUAUCCUUAUUCAGCCCAGUGGAUCAGCUUCUAAAAUGAGAGUUAUACAGGAACAACAGUGAACUCCCACACGUGUACAGAACUCUGAAAUGAUUACCUAAAUAUAUGCCUAGGUUGGCAAAGUGGUCUUUCCUCCCCCACUGUCUGCACAGACUGUGCUCUGGGGAAAAACCAAGUACCCAUGUGGUGCCUGGUUACCAGGGCCUGCAUGGCUGCUGCCAUGGCAACCUGCAGCCUAUCAGCAUAGACCUCUAUAUGGAGUCUCUGAGGAGAGCUGGCAGAGGCCCCAAGGGACUGGAGUUCCCAAAGGCUGGUCCACCUGCAGACAGACUUCAUGGAAUCCUAGAAGAUACAGGGCAGUGCCCAGGCAAACAGGUAUUCAUUCAGUGGCCAGGAGUAGACUAUUGCUAUCUCUUCUUCCUAGAAUAGUAUGCACUUGGUGCCCAAACUGCUCCUAAAAAAGCUAUUCUUUAAGCCAUCAUCACUAUCCCACAUACACCCCCACACCCAAAUCAUGUCUGUCUUUAAGAGAGAGAGAGACUCCAAAACUAAAUUUCCCAUUAUCUGGUGUAACAGAUAAGAAGUGCUGCCAUUUUAUUAAUCAUUAAAUAAGCUCUGGCUAAACAGUGUUUUAGCAAUAAGCCCAAGUAUAAAGAAAAGCAAUUUAAAAUUUUUACUUAGAAAUUUUUUUAGGAAAAACAAGAAAGAAAUUCUUUUUAGAAACCCUGAUUUCAAAUGUUCAUGUUUGCCGCCAGGAUGCAAAGUCUCCAGAAUACCCUUUCUCCAUGAACUUGUUAUUUUCCAUCUGCCUUUGAACCUGAGAACAGACUCCUUUAAAUUGGCUUGAAAGAUUAAGUAGAAUUUAGCAGUGAAACUCUCAGAGUUCAGUUCGGUCUGAACCUAUAAACCCAGGUAGGAGUAAGCUCUGCUAACCAGGAACAACUCUGCAUCAAUCCCUCUAGACGCCAACCUCAGAGAAAUUGGACAUGGAAAUUUUGCUCAAGAUGAUAGCUUGUUUUUGGAGAGAGGAUUGUAGUGUUCAAAUCUCUGAGUCAUGCCCACAGUGUGCAAAUCAGGCCAGGUCAGACUACCUGGUCUAUAGCUUGCCCAGUCCACUGGCCAUGUCCAUAGGGGGCAUUAGUGAAUAUAUAAGAAAUUUCUGUGACCUGAACACCCACACUGGAAGACUUUUCUUCCAUCUUAUUUUCCAGUAUUUUACAGCAGACAUCAACAAAACAUGUAGUUUGUUAUUCCAUGGUUCUCCUCUACUUGUUUUUUUCCUUUUCCAAAAGAAAGAAGGCUCCUCUGGCUGUUGCAUGAUACAGUGGUAGUGUUUCCAGUCCGUUGUAACUAACCUUUUAACUAACAAAUCCAACAACCCUCUCUCCCCAUACACACACACAUAUACACAAGUAUACAUGCUCGCUUUCUCUCUCUCUCACACGUGCACGUGUGCACACGCACACACACACCUCCAAAUCAGUUAUGAGUUAGUCCAUGUAAGUGAAUUUCCAGAAAACCAGUCUUAAGAAUAACAAUAAUUCUCUCCCUCAGCCAUCACAGUGGUAUUCUUUCUAAAAUGUACCAUAGGCUUUCCUGAACUCACAGGCAAUUGGUUAUAAAGCAAUCUUUUUUUUGUUUUCAUUGUUCUGUAGGAAACUUGGAUUCAGUCUGAGGUGAACAGGAUUCUGAUCCUGUUUCAUCCCCAGAUGAGUUUUCUCGUCUUCAAUCAAUCAUUGGACUUCUCAAAAAUAGUUUUCUCAUCCUUUUCUUUAACUAAUAACCUUUAUUUUUUAGCACAGUUUUAGAUUCAUAGCAAAAUUGAGUGGAAAGUACAGAGUUCUCAUACAAUCCCCUGACCCCACACAUUCACAAUCUCCCCAAUUAUCAACAUCCUGCACCAGAGUUGUACACUUGUUAGAACUGGUGGACCUACACUGACUCAGCAUUAUCACCCAAAGUCCAUAAUUUACAUUAGGUUUCACUCCUGGUAUUGUACAUUCUAGUUUUAACAACUGUAUAAGGUAUAACGACACAUAUCCACCAAUGUAGUAUCAUGCAAAACAGUUUCACUCACCUAAAAAUUCCCUGUGCUCUGCCUAUUUAUCUCUCCCUCCAACACUUGACAUGACCCUUGACAAUUAAAGAUCUUUUUACCAUCUUUAGAGUUCUGCCUUUUCCACAGUGUCAUAUAGUUGGAAUCAUACAGCAUAUAGUCUUUUAAAUUAGCUUUUUUUCACUUAGUAGUAUGCAUUUAAGAGUACUUCAUGCCUUUUUGUAGCUUGAUAGCUCAUUUUUUUAGGGCUGAAUUAUAUUUCAUUGGCUGGAUGUACCAUGGUUUAUAUUUACAUGCUGUUGGUUGCUUCCAAGCUUUGGCAAUGAUGAAUAAAGCUGCUAUAAACAUU
Messenger RNA from Mustela lutreola (European mink), 12275 nucleotides. It is a transcript of the gene KCNJ6, whose product is annotated as potassium inwardly rectifying channel subfamily J member 6. Gene Ontology annotation, cellular component: plasma membrane. The transcript is spliced from 5 exons. Gene Ontology annotation, molecular function: G-protein activated inward rectifier potassium channel activity. The record is from RefSeq and is a predicted model, not a curated record. Lineage: Eukaryota; Metazoa; Chordata; Mammalia; Carnivora; Mustelidae. Gene Ontology annotation, biological process: regulation of monoatomic ion transmembrane transport; potassium ion import across plasma membrane. Bases 557 to 1828 code for a protein of 423 amino acids.